AUGUCAGGCCUGAAACCACCGGGACAGUUGCAGCUGGAAGGGAACUUGGCGAAAAACUGGAAGGAAUGGGUGCGUUCAUUUGAACUGUACGCUAUGGCAACGGAACUGCAGAAGAAACCGGAGCCAGUGCAGUGUGCAACGUUUCUGCACGUGGCGGGCCCAGCGGCACAGCGUGUAUAUGCGACACUGACGUUCGCGGACGAUGAGAAGGACAAACUGCAAGUACUUAAAGCCAAGUUCAAACAAUACUGUGAACCCAAGAGAAACCUGUCAGUACUGCGAUACAUGUUCAACUCGAGAAACCAGAAAGUGGAUGAGCCGUUCGACACAUACUUGACAAACGUGAAAUGCCUGGUGAGGGAAUGUGAAUUUGGUGACAUUGAGAAUUCCCUCCUUCGAGACAGAGUUGUGUGUGGUGUAAAGGACACAAAAACACGAGAAAAACUGCUUCAGGAAGAUAAUUUGACUCUGGAAAAGUGCAUCAAUAUCUGCCAGGUCAGUGAAAUGAGCGCCACACAUGUGAAAGCCCUACAGGCUGAACUGAAUUUGACCCAGCAAAGACAGGAGGUUAACCGGGUGACGUCCACUAAAGCCAGACCUCCGACCAGAGCUGCAAGUCGCAAGGAAAUGUCAAAUAACAACGCAGAAAAUGGGACAAAGUCACGGUGUGACUUCUGUACUUACGUACACUUCACAAACCGCUGUCCUGCAAAGUAUGAGCAGUGCAACUCGUGCCAUAAAGUUGGACAUUUCAGCAAAUCGAGAAUAUGCAAAGCCCAGCACAAGUCGCGACCAAAGAUGGUCAGGGAAGUCAACGAAAGCAGUGAUGAUGAUGAGGACAACACCCAGUAUGAUGUCGCCGGUGUCAACCUACAGGAACCAAGGAAACAACUCGAGGACCUGAUGAUAGACUACAUCGCUGGACAAGAAUCAGGCGACUGGACUGAAACCUGUCAAAUUGGGAGAAACAAGGUGGACUUCAAGCUUGAUUCAGGAUCUCAAGCGGACAUUCUACCAGAAGACUGUUUCAAAAACACUGGACUGGCAUUGCUUCCCAGUAAUGCAUCUCUCAAAUCCUAUUCAGGGCACAAGAUUAAGGCAUUAGGAAAGACCAUAGCCAAUUUGAAGGUUGGUACAGGUACCGGUUGCACCACACAACAAGUUGUUUUUCAAGUGGUAAGCGGAAAUGUAAAACCUAUCUUAGGUCUGAAAACAUGUCAAAGGCUAGGAUUGAUUAAGAGAGUAAGAGUAGAUGAAGUGGUUAGUGGUAGUGCGCAAAAUGUGCCAGUGCAUAGCAACAUCACGUUCACAGAACACAAUGAUUUGUAUGAAGGGCUAGGGAAACUGCAAAACCACGAAUAUGAGAUUGAAUUGAAUGUAGAUGCCGCACCAGUUCAGAACCCUCCACGCACUAUUCCUUACACAUUGCGCGACAAAGUGAAGGCUGAAUUAGAGCGUAUGGAAAAACUUGGGGUCAUUGCGCGUGUGGAAGAGCCCACAGACUGGGUCAGUUCCAUGUCAAUAGUUGGUAAACCGGAUGGCAGUGUGCGCAUUUGUCUUGACCCGCGAGAGCUCAAUAAUGCCAUAAAGAGAGCCCAUUACCCUAUGCCCACCCUCCGAGAUGUUGCAGCGCGCAUGCCACAGGCUAAGGUGUUUUCAAAGUUUGACGCUACAAGUGGUUAUUGGCAACUUCCUCUCACACAAAGAAGCUCGUACUUGACAACAUUUAACACACCCUUUGGAAGAUUUCGAUAUAUGGUUCUACCAUUCGGCAUUUCGUCGGCAAGUGAAAUUUGGCAGUGCGCCAUGGUCACUGAAUUUGGGGCACUUGAAGGGGUUGAAAUUGUUGUCGAUGAUAUCCUAGUUUGGGGGGAAAACACAACUGAGCAUGAUGAGCGAGUAGCUAAGUUCCUGGAAAAAGUCAGAGAAUCAGGACUUAAACUCAAUAGGAAAAAGUCUGUCAUUGGCACAGACAAACUUGAAUAUGUGGGUCAUGUGAUUUCUGCAGAAGGACUCUCACCAAGUCCAGCGCGUAUCCAGUCUGUAUUGGAAAUGCCAAUCCCCACUAACAAACAUGAGCUUGAAACCUUUCUCGGCAUGAUCACAUACGUUAGUAAGUUCAUUCCCAAUCUUUCUGAAAUCACUGCGCCGUUGCGACAGCUUACCGAAAAGCAAAUAGCUUGGCACUGGGAUGAAAAACACACAAAAGCCGUGGAAACACUCAAGCAUAUUAUAACAUCAGCACCAGUACUGAUGUUAUAUGAUGUGAAUAAGCCGGUCAGCUUGGCCACUGAUGCAUCCAAGCAUGGGUUUGGAUCUGUAUUGAUGCAAGAUAAUAACAGACCAGUGGCAUAUGCAUCGCGUAGUACUAGUCCUGCUGAAAAAAAUUACGCGACUAUUGAAAAGGAGAUGUGCGCCAUUCUCUUUGCGUGCCACAAAUUCCAUGACUAUAUCUUUGGAAAACAGACAACAGUGAUCACAGAUCAUAAGCCAUUGGUAGGAGUGUUCCAAAAGCCAUUGCAUAAGUUGAGCCCACGAUUGCAGCGUAUGCGCAUGCACCUACUGAGAUAUGACCUCAGUGUACAAUGGCAACCAGGUAACACAAUGUUUGUGCCAGAUGCGUUAAGCCGCAUAAUAAAUAGCAGAGGCGACAACAUCUCAGAGUUUGAUGACUCGCGGGAAAUCAACAUGAUUUUAAGACAACUCCCAAUUACUGAGUUACGAUUGCAGCAAUUCCGUGAAGAAACAGCCGCGGACCCCACACUUGCGAAGGUCAAAGGUCACAUUAUGAAUGGCUGGCCUGUUGAUAAACACCACUUGACAAGUGAUGUUGGCCCAUACUACGCAGUCCACAAUGAAUUAGUGUUCUGUGAUGGCAUUCUUUUUCUUGGCAACCGGGUUGUAGUUCCGCGAAGCAUGCAGGAGGACAUGCUUAAGAAAAUCCAUGAGUCUCACCUAGGGAUAGUGAAACUCAAACAGAGAGCACGAGCCAUCUUAUACUGGCCGGGCAUGAAUUCGCAAAUUGAAGACACGGUAGCCAAGUGUGCUAUCUGUCAGUCAAGUAGGAAAACUCAACCUGCUGAACCAAUGAUACAACAUGACAUACCUGACAGACCAUGGUCUAAACUAGGUGCAGAUGUGUUCCACUUAGGAGGAGUGAACUAUCUGCUUGUAGUUGACUACUACUCCAAAUUUCCAGAAGUACAGGCCUUGCAAGAUCUCACAGCCCAUUCGGUCAUACAUGAAUUGAAAAUUAUAUUUGCCCGCUCCGGUACACCAGAUCUGUUGAUUACUGAUAAUGCAAGCCAAUUUGUAUGCGAAGACUUCAGAACUUUCCAAAACAUGUGGGAGUUCAGGCAUGUCACGUCUAGCCCCAGGUACCCACAAAGCAACGGGCAAGCCGAGCGCUGUAUUCAAACAGUGAAAACACUCAUGAAAAAGGCUAAGGUGUCUGGCAGGGACCCUUAUAUGGCACUACUGGAAUAUCGCAACACACCCCUCGAUGGCACAGAGGGUUAUGCACCAGCACAAUUACUCAAUAGUCGCUUGCUCAAAAGCCGACUUCCCACUUCAUCGACUCUUCUUCAACCACAAGUAGUCCCACCCAUGAAAGCCAAACUCAAAGAGAGACAGACUGUGCAAAAACACUACUAUGACGCAAAAUGUAGUAAGCCAAAGCGCACACUACACACUGGGGAACAAGUUAGAUUCCAAAAUCCGCACAGCCAAUGGGUGUUAGGGAAGGUGACAGUAAAACAUGAUAACCCUAGAAGCUAUAUGGUUGCGACACCAACUGGACAGGUGUAUAGAAGAAAUAGGCGUCACAUUGUUCACUCCAAAGAACAUGCUGACAUUGAAGGGAAUUCAUUGUCUCAGCCCAACCUAGUCUCUCCUAGCACACAGAAUGAAAAUAUCCAUCAGACUGCAGAACCUGAAGAACCAAGUGAGACAAAACAACAUAGUGUAAAAUAUGAUAGCGUGACUGUAGGUCAGACUACUACUACUAGAAGUGGCAGGGUAGUAAGACCAACUCAAAAACUUGACCUGUAA
This is a messenger RNA of Patiria miniata (bat star), 4050 nucleotides long. RefSeq lists its product as uncharacterized. The record is from RefSeq and is a predicted model, not a curated record. Gene Ontology annotation, biological process: DNA integration. Lineage: Eukaryota; Metazoa; Echinodermata; Asteroidea; Valvatida; Asterinidae. Gene Ontology annotation, molecular function: nucleic acid binding. The transcript has a single exon. Bases 1 to 4050 code for a protein of 1349 amino acids.